AACAAACAGAGGAACAGGCGCUGAUCCGCGGCUGCCCCCGCCGGCCGCAGGGCCUAUUGAAGCGGCCGAAGCCACUGGCCUGGUCCGGGCGAGUGGCCGCAGACCCGUAUACACGGAGCCAGGGCGAGCCGGGACCAGAACCGAAGUCUAGAGCGAAACUUACCCACUGCGAUGAUCCGCCUCACUGAUCCGACAUACGAAACAACACGGAAACGCGGAGACACGGAGCGGUCUGCGCAUGCGCCUGAAUGAGAGGCGGGGCAGAGAGAGAGAGAGUGAGAGAGAGAGAGUUCAUCGCCAUGAUUGGAACGGACCUGAGACUCCAAAAAAACUUUAUUUGCACUUUUCAAUAAUACAAGCCAUACCUUUUUUAUGAAACAAAUAAUUUGUCUAGGCUACUAUACAACAACAACAAAAAAAAAGAAAAAAAAAGAGAUAAACAGAGGGUGAAAAAUAAAUGAUUUAAUAAGAAAUACAGAGCUGCACAUAUCAAAAUACAUAACGAAAAGGGAGGAUCUGAAUCAGAAACAUUUUUAGAGACACUGAUAGAAUCCACACAACAUUUUAGUUCCACCAGAAAGUUUAAAAACAUGGGUUUUCUUUGUAGGAAUUUACAAUUACGAAUGUGAAAUUUAGCUAAACAGAUUUAUAGGUUAAUUAUGAAUUCCAAUGAGCUUUUAUAGUUAGUCUGGUGGAGGCCUAACAGAACCUGUUUCUGCUAUAAAUUAAAACUGAUUGUUACUUCACAACAAAUGAGAUCACAGAAAUGUUGCCGAAACAGGAGUGAGGACAGAGCCAAAUUAAAUGAGAGAUGAUUUCAGGAAAUUGUUCACCAAAAAAGUACACAAAACAUCAGUAUCUGAUUUAAAUCUCAUUAGAUAACUUUUUGAGGGAUAAAAUCUAUGUGGAAGUUUGAAGAACACUUUUUUAACUUUGUUAGAGAUAAGUAAUGAUUUGGUAGGAGCCAGACCUUCCUCCACGUCGCAUCAUACACACAUCAAUUCUAGUGUAAAAUGGCACAUGGAAGGGAUAAAAUAUAGUUGUUUUUUUUUUUUUAAAAAAGAGAGCUUUAAUUUCUUUAUUAUUUCUAUGGUGGUAAAAGUUUAAACAUAUUUUGCCCACAGCAGAUUGCAGUGGAGAAAGUACAGGGGUUUAGAAAAACCAAGGUCUCUGGUAGAACCACAUACACACUCCAGGAAAAAAAGGCUCCAAAACCUUUAGCAUUUUCACCAGAUGGGAUGUUAUACUGUUUAAAAAUUCCAGCAUAAAUAAAUUAAUUUCCGCAUUAAAUAGUUGAUCUAACAACUUUAGAUUAGAGUUGUAGAUGGAGUUGCAGGAGGAAGAGCAGUCGAUCGAUUCCAGGCUUCCCCCGACUCCAUGCCAAAGUGUCCUUGGUCAAGACACCGAUGCCUCCCGAUGUGCCUGUUGGGGUUUGAAUGUAUGUGUGACUGGGUGAAUGUGACUUGUAGUGUUGAACGCUUUGGGUUUGACUGGAAAAGCGCUGUAUAAGUACAGUUCAUUUACCAUCUGAAAAACAGAGACCCGCGCUUAUAUAGAACAUCCUUAUUAUGUCCUUAUUAUUCCAGAUGAAGUAUCGGUGAGGUGAAAAGCUGUGCUUAUAGAUGAGUAACCAUGAUAACAAUGCCAGGUGAUAAAAAGCAGACGGGGAGAUUUUACACAUUGUAAUUACAGACCAGGAAAAAAUUCCAACCACCAUGCUGGGAAAAAUUAUGAUGAGGAAUUUUGUUCCAGAUUGAGGUAGGAGAUUUGUAAAAGUGACAAAUCCAGUUGACUUUAAAUGUGUUGUUAAGCAAGGAAAAGGAAAAAGAAUUUAGACCGCCAUAUCGACCACAAACACAGAAUGUUUUGCAAAUAACAGGAAGUGACAUCACCAGACACGUACGUACUACAAAAUGACUACGAAUGUAGACUCUGGUAAUGUAGACUCAGAUUUUUUGAAUCUCAGAAGUGCACCAUAUUAUAAUAAGUAAGUCAUUACUCGCAGAUAUUUGAUUGUGGUGGUCAUGUCAACGGGCUCAGUGUUAAAGAUUUUCUAUCUGAACUGGUUUGAUUUAUAGUUUCAGUGAAACUGAUCAGACUGAUAACAUGAAGCAUUUAUUGAUCAUGUGAAGUUUCAGAACAUCAUAACUGAGAGGCGGGCUUCACGUCUGUGGUGUGGUCAGCACCGCUGCCUCACAACAUGAAGGUUGCUGGGCCGAGCCUCUGCGGGGGAGGGGCCUUCCAACAGGAAUGAGUGUGAACAUAUGAUCUGUCCAGGUGUUCCUGCCUCUCUCCUCUAACUGCUGGGAGAGACUCCAUUCCCACUGUGACCCUGAACUGGAAUAGCCAGUAUUAAAAAUGGAUGGAUGGACAGCUGGGAGACAGUUAGAUCCCAGAUCAGCUGAAACCAGUUCAGUUCCACCCUGUAUUCCCAGCACACAUCAGUGCCUGUUUGCUCCAACAGCUGAGAGGGCUUGGUCCGACCCACCCCAUCUGAGCUGGACUUCAGCUGCUGGUCUAAACUUGGAGCUUUGGCAGCCCCUCCCAUCAGAUCCCCCUCCCUCCCUGCAUCUUCCUUCAGAGUGGACCAGCAGUCGGACUGAGAGGAGGAUGAUGUCAUCUCCGUCUACCACUUCACUUCCCACUUCCUCCAUCCCUUCUCUAUGUCACACAGCGACCUCUGAUCCCCGACAUGUCACCAUGGAAACCUACUGGAGGGAAGUCCAGAGCAUUGAGGAAGAGAGGGAGGAGGAAGAGGAGGAAGAGGACAUGAAGAGCAUGGACGAGGUGGAGAUGGAGGCGGCGUGGCUAAUGGAGGCGGGGUUAUCCUCGCUGGUAACAAGCUCAGCAAGGUCAGAGGAGACAGCUCCCCCAGUAGACGCUGUGCUGUCCACGUUGACACGGCAACAGGCUGCCACAGUGAGGAAGAGGCUGGACAACUACAAUGAGACACUGAGGAAGAGAAACAGGCAGCCAAUCAGAGAUGUGCGAGACGUCUUCACUGAGCCUGAUGAUGACUCAGCAGACCAAGGCUCCUCCCCUUCCCAGCGUCGAGCCGAGUCACCUCCAAGUCGAUACCACAACACCACCAAGACCAUCCGGCGCAGCACCCACAGAGUCCGCCCAACUCUCCCAGCGUUCGUUUUUGAAGAUCAUCUUCCAGAACAUCCAUCUUCACCAACACACACCAACUCACCCACCCCCACACACUCCCCCCCACACACACACUCAGCAGGGAGUUGGCCAAGACGAGCUGAUUGGCUGGUGCGAGACACUCCCUACUCAGAGGGCGUGGCCGAGCACAAAAGGGGCGGGACUUGUUGGGACUGUCUCCGUUUCCACGGAGGCAAAAACAGUGAGUUACAGUUUGUAUCAGUCUCCCCAUCACAGGGUCUCACCUGUGCAGAUGAUUUGUCAUCACGUGACCUCACCCGGCUCGGCUUCAUCUCUCACAUUGAGCUCUCCACCCUUCCUGGUGCUUGCUUUGGGCGUUCAAACCAAACGCACCCGGCCGCCCGCGCAGCAGGACCAGGGGUGCGCUUUCAUUUUCACAUUCACGGUCUGAACACAGACAGCGGUGUUUUUGGAGUUCCUCUGAUUUCCCUGCUGGAAAACGACAGAAAGACAUUCCCAGGAAUCAAAGUUCCUUUUGUCUUCCAGAAGUUGUUGUCCAUUUUAGAACUAACCGGACUCCAGACCGAGGGGAUCCUCCGAGUUCCAGGAUCAGCAGCCAGACUGAAGUACCUACGCCAACAACUGGACAGGUGUUGUGGAGCCUUUGACUGGUCUUCAGUGAGACAAGUGGAUGCUGCAGGUCUAAUGAAGCUUUUCAUCAGAGAGCUGCCAACGCCUCUGCUGACACACACACUCCUGUCCACCUACCACUCUGUGAUAGGUUUGUCCUCCGAAGUCCAUCAGAUCCAGGCUCUGCAGCUGCUGUCUUUGCUUCUUCCUGAAGUCCACAGAGACACUUUGAGAGCCCUGCUGGUCUUCCUACGUAAGGUGGUAUCUUAUCAGGACCAGAACCGGAUGUCUUUGUGCAACGUCUCUAUGGUGAUGGCUCCCAAUCUGUUUGCUGUUCGUAACCAUGGAAAAAAGCACUCCAUUACUAAGCAACAGGAGGAGAUGGAGGAGGCGAUGGGAGGGGCCCAGCUGAUACAGCUGAUGAUCAAACACCAGGACCUGCUGUGGAUCGUCCCCCACUUCCUGCUGUCUCAGGUGAGACAAAUGAACCAAGUGUCUAAUCAGAAGCCACUUGUCCUGAGCAGGACCAGGACACGCUUACUGAGGAGGAAGAACGAGAAGAAUGACCGAAACCAGAUCACAGAGCUGUGUGAAGGUGUGAUCAGGAUCCACGCCCCAUUACACACCAAGGUUUCCAUGGCGAUACAGCUUGAUGAACAGACAACAGCCAAAGACGUUACAUGCCGCUUCCAGAGUGAGACCAGCCCAGUUCAGCAUCUGUAUGAAGUUGGCGGAAACAUCUGUGAGCGCCGUCUCCACCCAGACUGCCGUCUGCUGGACGUCUACAAAGUUAAUCCUUGCUGUGAUUGGCUGCUCAAACCCUGAUGACCAACCUCCUGAAGCAGCUGUGACCUGAAUGACCAGUCUGGAGCAGAUACCUGAUCACCUGAUCUUUUGUUUUCCUUCUUUUUAAUUUUUUUAUUGCUGUUGUUACAACAACAAAUUUAAAUGAAAGAUUCUGAUAUGACGAGUGA
Messenger RNA from Melanotaenia boesemani (Boeseman's rainbowfish), 4718 nucleotides. It is a transcript of the gene arhgap28, whose product is annotated as Rho GTPase activating protein 28. The coding region runs from base 2359 to 4569 and encodes 736 amino acids. Gene Ontology annotation, biological process: negative regulation of stress fiber assembly; signal transduction; regulation of small GTPase mediated signal transduction. The transcript is spliced from 17 exons. Gene Ontology annotation, molecular function: GTPase activator activity. Lineage: Eukaryota; Metazoa; Chordata; Actinopteri; Atheriniformes; Melanotaeniidae. The record is from RefSeq and is a predicted model, not a curated record. Gene Ontology annotation, cellular component: cytoplasm.